Molecule: messenger RNA, 663 nt
Organism: Bactrocera tryoni
Lineage: Eukaryota; Metazoa; Arthropoda; Insecta; Diptera; Tephritidae
Gene: E(spl)mgamma-HLH
Product: enhancer of split mgamma protein
Exons: 1
Coding region: 1-663 (220 amino acids)
Biological process (GO): anterior/posterior pattern specification; regulation of transcription by RNA polymerase II; regulation of neurogenesis
Cellular component (GO): nucleus
Molecular function (GO): protein dimerization activity; RNA polymerase II cis-regulatory region sequence-specific DNA binding; DNA-binding transcription factor activity, RNA polymerase II-specific
Source: RefSeq, a predicted model, not a curated record
AUGUCCAUCCAAGUAUCGGAAAUGUCUAAGACUUAUCAAUACCGCAAAGUAAUGAAGCCAAUGCUGGAGCGUAAGCGGCGCGCACGCAUCAACAAGUGUCUCGAUGAGCUGAAAGAUUUAAUGGUCGUCACAUUGGAGUCGGAGGGCGAGCAUGUGACGCGGCUGGAAAAGGCCGAUAUACUUGAGUUGACCGUUACGCAUUUACAGAAAUUGAAGCAACAACGCAAGGCCGCUGCCUCCAAGGGUGGCGCUAUGUCACAAGCUGAGGGCUUCCGUUCCGGUUAUAUACAUGCCGUAAACGAGGUAUCACGCUCACUCUCACAGCUACCCGAUGUGAAUGUGCAUCUUGGCACCCAACUGAUGACACAUCUUGGCCAGCGUUUGAAUCAACUGCAACCUGCCGUACAGCCACCAACGCCCAUCAACGCACCGCUAUCAGUACACAUUGCCAGCAACGGCAGCCGCGCACAUUACUCCGUGCCCAUUUCGCCAAUCUCCAGCUACAAUGGUAGUCCCAACUCGAGCGCCAGCAGUGAGAAGCUUAGCAGCAGUUGUAUGAGUCAAAGUCUGCUAACCACCUAUAGUGGUCAUUCGCCCAUCGAUGCACGUAUAGCUACCAAUGCAGCACAAGCUGAGGAGGAGGAUGUCUGGCGUCCAUGGUAG